Molecule: messenger RNA, 4366 nt
Organism: Xiphophorus couchianus (Monterrey platyfish)
Lineage: Eukaryota; Metazoa; Chordata; Actinopteri; Cyprinodontiformes; Poeciliidae
Gene: tmem150c
Product: transmembrane protein 150C
Exons: 8
Coding region: 1002-1748 (248 amino acids)
Cellular component (GO): plasma membrane
Source: RefSeq, a predicted model, not a curated record
GGGGGGUGGAGCCCUGGGGCACCCUGGUUCUUUUUCCGUCCAUGUACCGGUUUGAAUGCAGCUAAAGCAUCGGGAAAUAUCAGCUUUCAGCAGGAGGGAGUUCAUUUUCUAUUGAAUGAAAAUGGAAAAGAGAGAGUUCAUUUUCUAUUAAACGGAACCCAGGUGCACUGAAGCGAACCCACCGGAGCCAGGGACAGGUGAGGCCUCACAGUGAAACACCCGCCUUCGCCGUCCUGCCAGAGGACGGAGGAAUGCGACGUUUCGUGUCGGGACGUGCUUGUGACGUCGUUACGUCUGACUCCCUCCAUUUAUUGUUUGGCGGCAGAACAGAUUUCUCUCGGUAUUUUUCGACAAUUUAAGCGUUAAAAUAUGGUCUCAGUAAAACUGUCACUCCAGGUAUGACGAGAACUAUCAUUAGAGCAGCAAGGAAAACGCGCUUCCUUUCACCAAGUUUAAUGGCUCAGGUUCACACUUAAUUAGCUUAACGUUAUCCUGCCUUUAUCUGCCCUAAAAUGUAUCUUAAUAAUUAGUUUCAUUGCAAAAAAAAAAGAAGAAAAGAGGGACAUGUGAUAUUUCUAAUAGGAGAUGCGUUCAAUUCAGCUCAAUUUAAAAAUACUUAAAGGGAAAUUAAAGGAACGGAAGUAAUUAAUUCAACUCAUUUCAAAACUACGUUAUUUAAAGCGAAAUUAAAGGGAAGUGUCUCUGGUAGCAGUCAGUCUUGCAACAAAUCUGAUGACGCCUCUGACUGAGAAAGAGAAGAUGGGUGGAGCUGACCGGGCCAUGGGAAAGUGACCCAGUAAGCAUUUUCAGGUGAAACAUCCUUAAAGUCUCCUGCAGAGAAGAGGAACGUGGGCUUUCCUUCUGAGCAGUCAACUCGUUUACAUCUGUACGGAAUAAAAAAGGCCUUAAGUCAAGGUGAAGAGGAUCCAGAGAGCUGCUGUGUGUCUGAGGAAAUCACCCCAAAGAUCUCCAAAGACUUGGAACCCUUCCAGCACCAGAGAAUGGUGAACAUGUGGUGGUGCAGACCGCUGGUCCUCUUGCCUCCCGUCCUCUCCAUGUUUACUGCUGCUGGACUUUGGGUCGUGUACUUCAUAGCUCUCUACGAUGGGAAAGUGCUGCCUCUGACCUCAGCAUACAGAAAGGGAAAUCUAUCUGCAUAUCCUCCCUACAUAAGCUUCACAGGGAAUUUCCCCCCAGCCAGCUGCUACUUCAGUGAGAUCUUGAACCUGGCAGCGUUCGCAGCGUUUGUCGUGGGCAUCCUCAGGUACUUUCAGCUGAAGACUAAAUUAGACAAGCGGUGGCUGAACAUUGUCAGUGUGGUGUGUUUCUCCAUCACCUGUUUUGGGAUGACGAUUGUGGGAAACUUCCAGCUCCUUGAGAUGUGGGUGACUCAUAACUUGGGCACGUUCCUGGCGUUCGGACUGGGCAACUUGUACUGCUGGCUUCAGACUUACAUCACCUGGAAAGUUAACCUGAACAACCAGGGGAAGGUGGUUGCUAUCGGCCGUUUGGUGCUGUCUGCGGCCAUCUCUCUCUGCAUUAUACUGAAGUCUGUCCUGGCUGCUAUCCCCCACAUGCACACGGUUCGCUGCCAGUGGGCCGUGGUCAUGCUCUUCCUCAUGUACAUCAGCACUUUUGCCAUCGACUUUCGUCACUGCCGCUUUGAGGUGGUGUGCAGAGACGUGGUGGAGCGUCAGAGUCAGCGUGAAGACGCUGAUGGCUGCAGAGAGCAGCAGCCAGAGCUAUAGGAGUGCCACAAGGUCUUGUGUUUGAACACCUGAACAUAUCUCACUAUUGAAGUUGGUUACAAUGUCAAUGUUAUGCUUUGUAGUAAUGUUUCACGUAUAUAUUGUUUUAUCUUCGUUUUAUAAUUUGAGAUGUCUUAAUGAGAUACUUGAUACAGCUUCAUGUCUACAUCUGAGGAAGUUUGGUUAUUUCUUCUAACUGGUGCUGAUUGCCGCUAAGCUGGAUGUGACACUAUGAUCCUGACGGCAGACAGGCAGGCUUGUAUAAAUCAGAUUGAAUCGAUGCAACAGCUGAGUCGCAGUGCGAAAAAAAUUAAAUACGUCAGGAACUUUAAAUUUAUCACAAAUUCUGGGCAGAAUAGAGGACAUUUGGUGGUUUCGUAUCAUUGAAAUUGGAGACAUGGAGUUGAAGAACAAUGUGUGAGCUCUAAAAAAAAUUUUUUGGAUUAUAAUGUGUGAAACUGCUGACGAGUAGACAGAGGAAAAGUAGAACUCAUGAUGAGGUUCUGGACUGAAUCCUUUGAAAAUGUUGACCUCCUUGUUAUAGGAAGUCAACAUAUGGCUGGUUUAGCCUUGGUAAAAAUAUCAUACCACCAAACUAGAGGAGAUGCCAAACAAAUAGAUUUUAAAUUUUUAAAGCUAUAAAGUGUUCAGUUAAUAAGUUGAGAUUUGUAUGACAGAAAAAUGUGUACUUUUAUUUUUGAUUACAAGAAUGGAUGUUAUUACUAUAGUAUUGUACUUCAUUUCUAUUCUCUUUAGUUCUGUAUGCGUCAUAUAUGUGAAAGGUUCAUUUCAGCAGAUCAGAUCAGAAAGUCCUACUCGGACUCAGACUCAGGGAAAUAUUUCAGAUGUUCAUGUAAAUCAUUCAGGCUAACAGCUACGAAAAGCUAAAAAUCAGUUUUACUAAUUCUGAGUAUUAAAUACAUAAGACAAAUAAAAAAUAAAUAACUGACGCCUUCCACGUUGAGGAGAAAACCACAAAAUUAUUAAAGCUGGAUGUUCCAUUGAUUUAUCCAAGCAUAUUAGACAGGGUAGGAAGUUGAGUGGAAGGAAAAAGUGUCCAAGUGAAAUAAGAUGGAAUUUUUUUAUUCGUUAUUGUACAUCCGUGGCUCUAUUUAAACUUGGUUCAUACAAAAUCUUAUAUAUCCCCUACCUAUCAUAACAGUGACACUGAAUAGCUGCUAGCUAAAAACUCAUUUCUGCUUCAAAGGGAAGAUGCCGACAGUUUCCUAAUAGUAAAAGUUUAGUUUUGUCAAAAAAAAAAAAAGAAAUAAAUGCUUUCAUAGUUUCAUUUUAAAACUGCUCAAACUAAAGAGACGCAGGCGUCUUGUGUGUGAGAAGGUGUUUAUUUCUGGAUUAGUACCGACUCCGUUUACACAUUUGAUCGUCGCUCCGGCAUCGUUUUUCUCCUCCGUUACAGACGACACAGAUGGCACACGUUAAGACAGACGCCGUCCGCCUGCGGUGGGGUUAAGACUCUCACACUCUGGCUUCCCGUCGGCGCCGCGGCAGAGUGCUUCUACACAGUGAUUCUACUCUCUAAAACACGACCAGAGGUUCCGACUGUAGCGCGUCUCGUAGUCGCACGGGCAAACGACGUUUUACAAAAAUGGGAACGGUUACAUCACGCUCGUACACAAACAGCUGGAAAGUCAGACACACGGUUCACCUAAAAGUUCAAACGUCAAGAAAGUGACCUCACAGUUUCUGCGAUUGUAGAGCACCUAUCCACAGUCUCGCAGUCCAGUUCGGGUUGCCAUGACACCGACCUCCCGCUUCUGGUCGUUACAUCACUCUGUACAAAUGAAGGAGGCAUUUCUGCCGUGAUUUCAUGGGUACAAACGCCAAGCAAAGAGCAUUCAGCUUUUCCACAAUUUGUCAAACUUCUAUUUUAUGGAAUAGACCAACAAAAAAGGAGCAAAUAACAGUAAAGUAGAAGGAAAUAAAAACAUUUUUAGCAAAUAAAAAUCUGAAGCUAUUUCUAUUCAGCUGCUUUACUCUGAUGCCCUUAAAUGAAAUCGCAGUGGACAGAGCUUUUAGUUGUUUUCAUCUACGUCUUGGCCUAGAAUUACUCAUUUUGCAGCACCUUUUAAGUAAAUUUGUGAUUUUUUUUUAAACUUUAUUUUUACCAUAACAUGGUCUUGUAAAAAAAAUUGAAAUGUUGCACAUAACCUUCCCUUUCCUCAGAUUUUCUCAUCAAGUUGUAAUCUUUUCUUUCUCAGAAAAAACCCCACGUCAUUGUCCUGCUGCUGCCUCUGCUCUAACGUCUAAUCUCUGACUGACUGGCAAUAAAAAUGUAUUUUAAAUAUGUGGAAAGCAACAGCGAGCGCAACUUCUGUAGAGAAACGGAAAAGGAUUGACUGACAAGCAAUGGCUGCGAAACGGGUAGCAGCAAGCUUAAUAUGACAGAGCUGCAUGGGUUAGCUUGUCUUUUAGAUUAAGGUGGAGAGUUGCAGUGGUUGGUCAGAAAAGGAUGAAACUGAAAAUGAAGCGAAAUUGCAAGAACAUCUCCCUGGAGAGACUGAGAAACCCAGAUGUUCUGUGAAGGCGUCACAGGUUCGUUAGAGAACAAACGGCGUUGUAGUUGUAGAGAUAUUUAAAGAACUGUUCAAAAAAAAAAA